UGACAUGCUUGUCUAUCUGCUACCUCUGUAUGAAGAUCCUGGUAUUGGUGCCGGCUGCAAUCAUACGCCGGAAGAAGCAGCAAGUGAUUAUUAAUGAUUAAUCUCUUAUUCUGCAGUCAGUAUCAGCUGAAAGCACCUACACCCAGACUGGAUGAACUGGUUGAUUGGAGCAACAUGUCUACUACUCUGUCCCAAGCCAGCAGCUCUGCAGCCUCCACGGCAUCACCUCUGAGUCCAAUCGGCUUGGAGGCUGCUGACAUUGCUGUGGUGGUGGUCUACCUGCUGGUGGUCAUGGCGGUCGCAAUAUGGGCGUCAGCGAGGGCCAAUGGCAGCACGGUGGGAGGUUACUUCCUGGCAGGGCGCUCCAUGACUUGGUGGCCCAUCGGAGCCUCUCUGAUGUCCAGUAACAUUGGAAGCGGAGCAUUUAUCGGGCUGGCGGGAACAGGAGCGGCAGGAGGCAUUGCUGUGGCUGGCUUUGAAUUGAAUGCAGCUUGGGUUCUGGUGGCUCUGGGAUGGAUCUUCAUCCCAGUCUAUAUUGCGAGUGGGGUGGUGACCAUGCCGGAAUAUCUGGCCAAGCGCUUUGGAGGACGCCGGAUCCGGGUAUACAUGUCUGUCUUGUCCCUGGUGCUUUACAUCUUCACUAAACUAUCUACAGAUCUCUUCUCAGGAGUGUUGUUCAUCAAAGUUUCUUUAGGCUGGAAUCUCUACUGGUCCACAGGAGUUCUGUUGUUGAUCACAGCAGUGUACACUGUGGCAGGAGGUUUGUCAGCAGUCAUCUACACUGAUGCAAUCCAGACAGUGAUCAUGGUGGCAGGAGCCUUAACACUAAUGUUCAUUGCCUUCUCCAAAGUAGGUUGGUAUGAGGGUCUGGUGGAGCGCUACAUGGCUGCCGUUCCCAUGGCGACAGUUGCCAACACCACCUGUCACCUCCCUCGCGGCGACGCCUUCCACUUGUUCCGAGACCCGCUGUCUGGUGACCUGCCGUGGCCCGGCCUCAUCUUUGGUCUCACUGUGAUCGCCACCUGGGUGUGGUGCACUGACCAGGUUAUAGUUCAAAGAUCGCUGUCAGCAAAGUCAUUGUCUCACGCCAAAGGAGGUAGCGUCUUAGGAGGUUACCUCAAACUUCUACCAAUGUUCUUCAUCGUCAUGCCAGGCAUGAUCAGCCGAGCACUGUUCCCAGACGAGGUGGCCUGUGUGGAUCCACAAGUGUGUCAGAGAGUUUGUGACACUUCAGUUGGCUGCUCCAACAUCGCCUACCCUAAACUGGUGGUGGAGGUCAUGCCUGUUGGUCUCCGUGGACUGAUGCUGGCCGUGAUUUUCGCUAGUCUGUUGUCUUCCCUGACGUCAAUAUUCAACAGUAGCUCCACCAUCUUCACCUUGGAUCUGUACCACCGAGCCCGGCCCACGGCCUCCGAGAUGGAGCUCAUGAUUGUUGGCAGAGUGUUCAUCCUGGUACUCAUUUGUGUUAGCAUCUUGUGGAUUCCUGUCAUUCAAUCGGCCAACAGCGGGCAGCUGUUUGAAUACGCCCAAUCAGUGGUCAGCUUUUUGGCUCCGCCUAUUACUGGUGUAUUCCUGUUGGCCAUCUUCUGGUCACGUGCCAACGAGCAAGGCGCAUUCUGGGGCCUUAUGGUGGGGCUGGUGGUGGGACUGAUUCGAAUGAUCCUGGAGUUCUCCUAUGAGGUGCCACCCUGUGGUGAACCGGACCAACGUCCCGCCAUCCUGACCGAGGUCCACUACCUGUACUUUGCAAUCCUCCUCAUGGUGCUCACCUGCCUGAUUGUGGCUGCCGUAAGCUUGGCCACGCCCCCGAUACCUGCACAGCACCUGCACAGGUUGACCUGGUGGUCCAGACACAGCAAGGAGGCUCGCAUCGAUCUGACCGAUACCUUGAUAACCUCUGACUAUGCACGUCCAUCUGCGUCAACCUCCUGUUGGCGAAGGGCGGUUAUGCAGCUCUGCGGGCUGACUGGUGCCGGGUCCGUUUCUCCUGCUGCCGAGAGCCCCAAGCUGAACUCCCUGAAGGAGGCGCCGCUGUGGAGAAACAUCUGCAACGUGAAUGCUUUGUUGCUGCUUGCCGUCAAUGUCUUCCUGUGGGGAUACUUUGCCUAAAUGGGCUCGGAUGGCUUGGGUGUGUUUUAAAAAGUCAGUUUAUCACAGGGCCACCUACUGGCCAAAAACAGGGUUUUAAGACUUCAUAUUUCCAUGUUACUAUUGCUUGAAAUCUACAUUUGAAGUUUUCAAAUGACAAAGUAGAAGCAGGGCUCAGUUGGACUAUUUAUUACCUUUUUUUUUCUAGAACACCAUGCUAGCGUGCAUUUCAUGACUCACGUUGAAAUACUUGAAACUACUACAGAAAUUAACUUUUCAAAUACAUUCUAAAUGACUGACAUGCACCUGUAUAUUUCAAGUUAUUUAUCUACAGUUUCAUAAGGUGUGGUUCAAAGUAGUCUUUAUUCAAUAACAUGCUAAUUUGAAACAUUAAA
This is a messenger RNA of Doryrhamphus excisus (bluestripe pipefish), 2483 nucleotides long. RefSeq names its product solute carrier family 5 member 9 (gene slc5a9). The record is from RefSeq and is a predicted model, not a curated record. Gene Ontology annotation, biological process: transmembrane transport. Gene Ontology annotation, molecular function: D-glucose:sodium symporter activity. NCBI's taxonomy places the organism in Eukaryota, Metazoa, Chordata, Actinopteri, Syngnathiformes, Syngnathidae. Gene Ontology annotation, cellular component: plasma membrane.